Messenger RNA from Endocarpon pusillum Z07020, 1068 nucleotides. RefSeq lists its product as uncharacterized. The coding region runs from base 1 to 1068 and encodes 355 amino acids. The transcript has 2 exons. Lineage: Eukaryota; Fungi; Ascomycota; Eurotiomycetes; Verrucariales; Verrucariaceae. Gene Ontology annotation, biological process: ribosomal large subunit biogenesis. Gene Ontology annotation, cellular component: preribosome, large subunit precursor. The record is from RefSeq and is a predicted model, not a curated record.
AUGUCGUCCAAAAAGGUCUUUCCAUGCAACACUUGCGACCUUGUUUUCGAAAACUCUCAGGCUCAACGAACGCACAUGCGAGAGCCGUGGCAUGUCUAUAACCUCAAACGUCGAAUGGCAUCUUUGCCGCCAAUUUCAGCAGAUAGUUAUGCCGAGAACGUGGCAACGAGUCUUGUUUCGAACAAGCAAGAAUCAUUAGAUGCUGCGCCUUCCUCAGCAGUGGUGAAGCCCUCGCCUGAAGAGGAACACGCGGAAGAGAGUGACGAGUUUGAAGAUCCCAUCGGUGAAAAGGCUCAGAUCAACUGCUGUCUAUUUUGUACCAUGGAUUUAGACAGCCUGGAAACCAACCUUGAGCACAUGUCCUUGCAGCACGGCCUUUACAUUCCUGAGAUUGAGCAUCUCUCAAGUCUCGAGACAAUCGUCGGGUAUCUCCGUACUGUUAUUACCGAGUACAAAGAAUGCUUAUACUGUGGAAUGAUCAAGCAGUCUACAGAAGGUAUUCGGCGGCACAUGCUUGACAAGGGUCAUUGCAUGAUCAACUUGGACCGCGAACCGGAGCUUCUCGAAUUCUGGGACUUCUCCGAUAGCGAUGAACAUGACACUGACGACGAAGAGGCGCCAAAAUCACGGGCUCGAAAGACUGAUACGACGGCAUCCAAAGACUUGUCGGAAGGCGAAUACACACUUCCUUCUGGGAAAGUUGUCGAAUCCAAGAGCAAGGCUCGAGAAGCCCGCCUUUUCGCUCGUCGAACUGCCUCGGCCACCAAAGAGACUUCCAGCCGAACGAUUACCGAGGGUACAAUCGACAACACCGACCAGAAUUCUUUGGCCUAUCCGGCUGAAUCACUUAUAAGAACCCAAGGAGGAACUCGGGAUCGUGCACUCGCCGUGCGAGACGCACUGGGGCUAGUUGGCGUCUCUGAGCAGCAGAUGCGGAGUCUUGUCACGGUUCAGAGAAAGAUGCAAAGGCAGCAGGCGAUCGUGCGAGCGUCGGCGAGCUGGGCAGGAGAUAAGGGCGGAAUUCAUCAAAGGCACUACAAGGUAAAGAUGAAUUUACGCGAUGGCUGA